Spodoptera littoralis (African cotton leafworm) is the source of this 1197-nucleotide messenger RNA. The record is from the annotation of a GenBank genome assembly. Lineage: Eukaryota; Metazoa; Arthropoda; Insecta; Lepidoptera; Noctuidae.
AUGUCUACGCUGAUGAAACUGGGUGUUGUAAAGGUUCUUACGAACCAGGGCCAAGGAUGUAAAAUAGCGGCAUGCACGUUCGUGCAGAACCGUAACAUCGCUGGCAAGUCUCUUAGGAGCUCUCUGCCCUGCCCUCCUCCGAAGCCAGCUCCCUUCGACUAUGUAAAUAAAGACUACACUUGGCUGAGGAGUCUGUUCGACCGUACGACUCAUAGGUUCGAUGACAACACCAAAGUCGUCGUCGUCGAGGGCCCAGUGGCUGUUGGCAAGACCAAGUUCGCUGCUAUGCUUGCUGAGGACCUCGGAAUGAAGCAUUUCCCUGAAGCUAACAUGGACAUCCACUAUGUAAGGCCGAAUGGCGUCGACAUUCGCAUGUUUGACGAACAGAUCCCCGAGGACACUAGGACCUUUGACCAUGUGAACUUCAACUUGUGUCCGAACCAUCGUCUGGCUGGCAACUUCCAGAUUAUGAUGUACAUUGCGAGGUACAGUCAAUACAUUGAUGCUCUGACCCAUUUGUUGAACACUGGUCAAGGAGUAGUACUGGAAAGGUCUCCUUACUCUGAUUUUGUGUUUCUGGAGGCUAUGUACCGUUCCAAGUACAUUAGCAGGGCAGUGCGCCAAGUAUACUAUGAGCUGAGGGCUGAGAGCCUGGAGGAACUGAUGCGCCCACAUCUUGUCAUCUACUUGGAUCUGCCUGUGAACAAGGUGCAAGAAGCCAUUAAGAAACGUAAGCUAGAGCAUGAGGUCAGCGGCCGCGCACUGACGACUGAGUUCCUCACAGAAAUUGAGACCCAGUACAAGAACAAAUACCUUCGUGACAUCUCCACGCAUGCUGAGCUACUGGUGUACGACUGGACCGGUGGCGGUGAGGCUGAAGUGGUCGUUGAAGACAUAGAGCGUCUCAACUUCGACCAGUACACGGAGCGAGAGGAACCUAAAAUGAAGGACUGGCGCCUUCCCCGUGAAGUUGACUGGGCGGACCAGCGCAUGUUGUAUACCAACCAGAAGUUCUUCCUGAUGAACCUCUUCGGUAUACCCAAGCUGGAUGUGCCCGAACUUGUCACGAGUGCUGAUGAUGCGUAUGAAAGGCAAAAGGUCAUCGACGCUCACCCCAAAUUCGCUUACAUGGAGGGCUACAACGAAGGCGGCAACCUUUUCAAGAGCAAGGCGUCAAAAUACACAGAAUAUAUUUAA